CAUAAACUUUCUGCCAAGCCAAUUCUAAGGACCUUUUACACUUUGCUGUCGGAACGAUCUUUACCCAACUAACAUUUAGAACACGAUCACAUAGCGGCUAUUUUAACACUAGCACUGUUGGCGAAGUGUUACAUGUCGACUGGUCCAUUGCCCCCCUCCUCUGAUGGCAGACCACGCCCACUAUUACGUCAAGGUGUUCCAGGAGAAAAGAAGCCGCUACUAGAGAAAAUACUCACUUACUACGACCAACUGUUUCAGGGUGACGACCCCUCCGUGAGUAGACCCCAGUUCUGGGAGGAGUUCUUCCUGCUCAAGGUGAAUGUCGAGUACCUUAGCAACAGACUGGAUGGACUAGAGGCACAGCAACUCUUAAGCCUCAAGAAAGUGCUGAAUCAGCUGUUCAUACAAGCCUGUCGGACACUACAAGCAGACGACAACAUGAUCAGGAAUAUCAACGCAUUACAGACUCUGUGUGUUCUGCUCAACUGUGUGUUUCGGAGGAGAUUGUCAGAGAGCAGCUUUGAUGUCAUCGAUAUCGUCAUUGGCUUUGACUCAGCAGAGACUCAAAUGAGAAAUUUGGUUGAGAGUUUGAGCAAGUUCCUAGUGGAGGAAUACCCAGGCAGUCUCAAGAACCUCUCCCUGAGACUAUUGCUUAUCGUUGUCACGGCAACCCACAAUGUUAGUCAAAAUACUCUCCUGGAGUACCUAAUGAUGAAUAGCGUGUUCGAGGCAAUCAUGCAGGUCCUAAGCAGCCCUGUGUGGCGUGAAGCACAUGGCUAUGACGCUACAGUGGUACUCACUCUACUUGUUAACUAUCGGAAGUAUGAAGCAGCCAAUCCUUACGUCAUCAAGCUAUCUGUACUAGAUGAUGAGAUUGCCCUCAAUGGUCUCGGCUGUGUCAUAUCUACAGUCCUAUCAGAGUACAACAGGCAGUAUGUAUUAUCCCAAGACCCAGAGCCAGUGGGCAUAUUUGGAGCCAUCACCAGCUAUGUGAGCAACAUGUUGGUGCCGUCCGAGUUGCCACGACAACCACUCCAGAUCAGCGAGGGUGUCCUGCUCUCACUGUACGAGGCCGUCCAUCUCAACAGAAACUUCAUCACUGUACUCACACAUACACGAUCAGGGUCUCAACCCACUACACCUACACUACCAGCUCCUGCUGUACACAAGUCACUGCAAGUUCCCAGCUCCCCUGGUCUGGAGGCCUACUCCAACCAACCCACCAACCUACUAGGAACAUUCCUCACCUUCUCAUCUAUUGUACUACAGAACACUAAAGAUGAGGUCUCGGUGUGUCAUGGUCGACUGUGUCUUGUGAUACUCACAUGUAUUGCUGAGGAUCAGUAUGCCAAUGCCUUCCUUCAUGACCCCAACAUGACCUUUCCAGUCAUCCUGCACAAAGCUUCUCUGCUCCAUCGUAAAGUACGCAGGGAUAAGACAGUGGUCAGUGUUCCCCUGGCCUGCUCUCUCUUGGAUCUUGUGGUGGAGUUUGUCAUCAGUCAUCUCUCCAAGAACUUCAAGGAAGACCUCUACAAGAGGAGCCUUGGUUUGGUUCAUAGAGUGCUCUGUUAUCAGAAGCGAUGCAAGAUCAGACUAGCCUAUAACUGGAAGCAGCUCUGGAGAGCGCUAGUGAACAUCCUCAAGUUCUUUGUUGCCUCUGAAGAGGUACUGUUACCACGCUGUGAUGUGUUUGCUGUGUCUGAUGAGGUAGUGAGGAUAUUCAACCUAUUCAUCACAUAUGGAGACACAUUCCUACCCAACCCUACCACUUAUGAUGAACUCUAUUAUGAGCUGAUCAGAGUACACAAAGUCUUUGAUGAUCUGCACUCCAUAGUGCUACGUCAUGUGACUGACGGAGGUGCUCACAUGACCAGCGGACUGUUGGAGAGUGGGAAUAGAUUAUUGGGUAAUUUGGUGAAUGUCCGCUCCAUUGCUGCUCACUUCACUCCCAAGAUUGAUGCAUGGUCACUAUCACAUGACAUUGGCUCUAUAUCACCUGACCAGGUGUUGGAGGUGGUGAGGGCCAACUAUGACACACUCACACUCAAGCUUCAAGACAAUCUCGACUACUUUGACAAGUAUGCAGAGAAGGCCAGAGAGACAUCAUUCUUCACACAGCUGGUACGUUCUGUGGUGGAUGAUGUGAGGCAAAGCAUCACUGUGUCCAGUCUACAGCAAACCUCACUGCUCAAUGAACUCGCACUAACCUCCUAGCUAACCCUUUAUUAGUACUUGUGUACAUGCAUACACAACCUUUUAAUCAAUUUUACUGUCAUUGUUUGCACUUGUGGUUAAUUAAAUUUAUCAUUAUCAGA
Molecule: messenger RNA, 2315 nt
Organism: Halichondria panicea
Lineage: Eukaryota; Metazoa; Porifera; Demospongiae; Suberitida; Halichondriidae
Product: armadillo-like helical domain-containing protein 3
Exons: 22
Coding region: 133-2214 (693 amino acids)
Cellular component (GO): cytosol
Source: RefSeq, a predicted model, not a curated record